CUUCCGGUUACUCCGGAUGUGAAGAUUCCUAAGCUCCUCCGCCGGCGGAGGGCCAGGGUGAAGGGAUGGCCGGGCGGACGGUGCGGCUGGUGCUGCUGGUUGGGGUAGCCGCGCUAGCAAGCUGCUCCCAGGGCGAUCGCGAGCCGGUGUACCGCGACUGCGUGCUGCGGUGCGAGGAGCGGAACUGUUCUGGGGGCGCACUGAAGCACUUCCGCUCCCGCCAGCCAAUCUACAUGAGUCUAGCAGGAUGGACCUGUCAGGAUGACUGUAAGUAUGAGUGUAUGUGGGUCACCGUUGGCCUCUACCUCCAGGAAGGUCACAAAGUGCCUCAGUUCCAUGGCAAGUGGCCCUUCUUCCGGUUCCUGUGCUUCCAAGAACCAGCUUCUGCUGUGGCCUCUUUCCUCAACGGCCUGGCCAGCCUGGUGAUGCUCUGUCGUUACCGCACCUCUGUGCCAGCCUCAUCCCCUAUGUACCCCACCUGCGUGGCCUUCGCUUGGUUAAUUUCCAGGAGAAAGGCCUCCAGCGUUCCCUUGGGCCCUUGCCCACCACUGCCCCUCCAGCCCUGCUCCGGCGGCCCAGCUGGGAGGAGGCUGGGCUCCGUUGUCCAGGCUCCUCCUCAGAGACUUGGCCCCAGUGGGAUCUACUUGAUCUCCCUCCCUUGCUUGCUUGCUCUGGACACACCCCAAGCUGGCUCGAGCCCCUCCACCCCACCCACUUCAUUCCCGCCCCCAGAGGCUGAGGUCACUGGCUCGCCUGGCCCGGGUGGGGCUGUCAUGAUCACCUGCCAGUUGGGGGAGGAGGUCUCCCUCAAUGCUUGGUUCUGGUCCACAGUCUUCCACACCAGGGACACCGACCUCACAGAGAAAAUGGACUACUUCUGUGCCUCCACUGUCAUCCUACACUCAGUCUAUCUGUGCUGUGUCAGGACCGUGGGGCUGCACCGCCCGGCCGUGGCCAGUGCCUUCCGGGCCCUCCUGCUGCUAAUGCUGACGGCGCACGUCUCCUACCUGAGCCUCGUCCGCUUCGACUAUGGCUACAACCUGGCGGCCAACGUGGCUAUCGGCCUGGUGAACGCGGCGUGGUGGCUGACCUGGUGCCUGCGGAAUCGGCAGCGGCUGCCCCACGUGCGCAAGUGCAUCGUGGUGGUCCUGCUGCUGCAGGGGCUGUCCCUGCUCGAGCUGCUAGACUUCCCGCCUCUCUUCUGGGUCCUGGAUGCCCACGCCAUCUGGCACAUCAGCACCAUCCCUGUUCACGUCCUCUUCUUCCGCUUUCUGGAAGAUGACAGCCUCUACCUGCUGAAGGAAUCAGAGGCCAAGUUCAAACUGGACUGAAGGCCCUGGAAGCGGAUCUGCCCUCUUGGGGACCCUGUCCCUCCCUGCUGGCUCCCCUUCUUCCCCCCCGACCACCGCCACCCCAAUCCUUGAGAUGACUUUUUUUCCUUUUAGCGUCUUGAAGCUGGACAUGGAGGGUGUGGGACCAGAAUCAUGUAACCUGCCCACCCCCUUGCUCACCCCCACAUGGCCCUCACAGGUCUUGGCGUCAGUUCAGACCUGGCCUCAUAACAUCUGGGGCUGGAAAAUGGGCAACCCCUCUGGUCCCUGGAGCUGAACUGGGCUAGAACUGUGUUCUUAGCUCCACCGAGAGGAGGGCUGCCUCCCCCUCCCCAUCAGCCUCCUCCUCCCAUCCCCUCACUGCCUGGGUGGUUCCCAGAACCCUCCGUCUAGCUGGGAGACUAGGUACCACAGGCCUGUGGGGCUAUAGUGGGGUCCCCUUCUGUUACCCCCGUGCCCUCCUCCGGGGCACCACUAGGUGGCACUAGAUGCUUGCUCUUUGGCUACCCAAGUUUCAAGGCAGGUCUCAUUCUCCCCAUGGGAUCUAGAGGGACCAAGCUGUUGGGAUUGGGGAGCAGUGUCACCCAGACUAUUGCCCCAGUCAGACCCCCAGGAGGCCUCACCACACUCCUUGUUCGGGGCCAGGACCCCAGAGAACCCAGGACAGGAAUCCCUCUGGCCCCUGUGCUGCUGUUCUGGUUGGGAGCCCACACGUGAGUGUGUAAGGGAGACCAAGUGUGUAGGUGACGGGAUGGUGGACACGGGCCUGGGGUGUGUGGGAUGCUGGGUGGGGCAGUGUGUGUGAGCAUUGGCCUUGUGCAGUGUGGAAAGUGGGGGUGUAUGUGAGUGGUUUUGAAGUGUGGUGUUGGGGGGCAGGCGGGUUAGUGUGGGUUAGGGGAACGUGCAGAGACUGAGUGGAAGUGCAGGGGAGUGUGAAUGCCACGCAGUGGGGGGGAGAAUCAAAUCAUGUCGACAGCCGUUUACUGAGCACCAACCCUAUACACAGCCCCAGGCCAGGCAGAAAGCCAGGGUGCCCCCAAGAUCUGGCAGGGUAAGGGUGUCCAGGCUGCAUGUGUGUAUAUGUGUUCCUUUCUUUUGCCCUCCUCUUUACGAGCCUCAUGGGGCUUCUGCACAACCCAAGAUCUCCCCCAGAAUCAGCCCCUUGGGAGGCAGAGGGAGGAAGAAAAGUGGGGAUCCUCCUUGCCUAGACAUGGUUGGCCAGCCCCUACCCCAGUGCCCUGCCUGCUGAGCCCCUUUGCCACUGCCUGACCCAGGGGAGGGAGGGGGCAAUCUGAGUGAGGAGGGGAGAAGGCUUUGGCUGGGUCUGGUUUCUCGUCUUCCCAGAGGCAGGCAGGGGCCGUGCUCUACCUACACCCUGGUAAAAGUGACCCCUGCCAGUUGCCAGCGGCCAUAGCACAUUCCUGCGCCACAAAGACAGAAUGUGGAGCUCCAGAAACUCUCCAUCCAAAGGCAGCCUCUGUGACUGGAGCAAGGAGUCUGGAUUCUUGCUUUUUCUCUGCCCUCUUGCCUCUCCCUGUGGGUAAGGGCACUGAGCUGGGACUCCAACCUCAGGGACUUGGGUGACCUGUAACUUCUUUUGAUACUAAGAACUAUUUUAAGGUAGGAGGGUGGCAAGGGACAUUCUUAAUAAACCAAUUCUCAGACUCA
Molecule: messenger RNA, 2999 nt
Organism: Balaenoptera ricei (Rice's whale)
Lineage: Eukaryota; Metazoa; Chordata; Mammalia; Artiodactyla; Balaenopteridae
Gene: PGAP3
Product: post-GPI attachment to proteins phospholipase 3
Exons: 9
Coding region: 66-1331 (421 amino acids)
Biological process (GO): GPI anchor biosynthetic process
Cellular component (GO): endoplasmic reticulum membrane
Molecular function (GO): hydrolase activity, acting on ester bonds
Source: RefSeq, a predicted model, not a curated record